UUGCGCGUGCGCAUCCACGGAGAUCACGUCGAUUAUGAAUGUUUGCGGAGAAAAAAUAAUAACAUGUUGUUAGUGUAAUAAUAGUUCCAAGUGGUAACCUUUAAAAUGUGCAAUAUUAAGUGUGGCAUAAUAUUAUUUGGAAUACUCAUAGUUGCUACGCAAAUUGUACCUGAAUCAGAAGCGAACCUGAUGUCAAUGCUUGACUUCCGAUACUUUCGAUGCGUCAUGAAACGAGAGUGGAAGUGUCCAGAUAGUGAGAUCAACUUUUUCCUGUACACACCGGAACGUCCCUUCAAGCAAUGGGUAGAUGUGCGGCACAAGCAUCUGCUCGACGUCUACGGGUGGAAGCAGCACAGGAAGAAUGUCCUCAUCGUCCAUGGGUUCAACGGCACUCACGACAAAACACCCAUGAGCUUCCUACGCGAUGCCUACUUGUCUCGGAAAGACUACAACGUGUUUAUGGUCGACUGGUCGCCGCUAACUAGGUUUCCGUGCUACCUGUCGUCUCUCUCCAACAUGAAAUUAGCAUCCCAGUGCGCAGCCCAGUUAUACUCGUACAUAACACAAGCAGGUGCCCUGGCCAGGAAGAUCACAUGUGUGGGCCACUCCCUGGGCGCGCACAUCUGCGGCAUGAUCUCCAACCACCUCACCGAGAAACAGUACAAGAUUGUUGGUCUAGAUCCAGCUCGCCCUCUAGUAUCAGCAUAUGGCUCCCGGCUGUUUCGGCUUGGAAGAGAUGACGCUCACGUGGUGCAGGUCAUCCAUACGAACGCCGGUUUCCUGGGCGAGACUGGCCUGGUCGGCCACGCUGACUUCUGCGUGAACGGUGGAAGGUUGCAGCCCGGCUGCAAGGGACAUUUCAUGCGUAUAGCUCGAUGUAGCCACUUCAUGAGUUCAUGUUAUUUUGCCGCGAGCAUCAAGAAAAAAGUUCGCAUGGUCGGCGUGCCUUGUGACACCACUUGUCCGAAAGAGCGUGGACGUUGGGGUAUCCACUACAACAGGCGAGCUCUGCGGGUCAGCGAAGACACCCCUGAUUCGGCUCGAGGGAUGUACUGCGUAAGUUUGGACCACGAGGAAGCCUGUCCUUUCGACUGAAGAUAAAC
This is a messenger RNA of Pectinophora gossypiella (pink bollworm), 1103 nucleotides long. Its product is annotated as lipase member H-A-like. Gene Ontology annotation, molecular function: lipase activity. The transcript has 8 exons. The coding region runs from base 106 to 1095 and encodes 329 amino acids. The record is from RefSeq and is a predicted model, not a curated record. NCBI's taxonomy places the organism in Eukaryota, Metazoa, Arthropoda, Insecta, Lepidoptera, Gelechiidae.